This is a messenger RNA of Stegodyphus dumicola, 573 nucleotides long. RefSeq lists its product as uncharacterized. The record is from RefSeq and is a predicted model, not a curated record. NCBI's taxonomy places the organism in Eukaryota, Metazoa, Arthropoda, Arachnida, Araneae, Eresidae.
AUGCUUGAUAUUUUCCAAAACCAGGCUUUACGCUUGAUCAUUGGAGGUGUUAAAACUACUGCCGUACUUGCUAUGCAUUUGCUUUGUAACUUACAGCCAAUGACUAACCUGGUUCAGAGGAAUGUAGCUAUCUUUUAUAAUAGACUUACUAGACUCCCAAAUAUUUCUUUUUGGCGUGAAUAUGAUUGUAACAGAGUACAUAAUCUUAUUACUCUGAAGAGCUUCAUUCAAUGCAUCCAGGGAAACGCUCAAUAUAAUGUCAUUAACGACAAGGCCUAUGAAUUUUUAACUCGUAUAAAUCCACUGGAGUUUAUGGUUCUCCAUGUCAGAUUGGACUUGACUUUGAAUGUGAGGAAAAAUGACCUAUGCUCAACUGCUCUUCAUGCCAUCGCUUUAGAAACCAUCAAUACUUGCUAUCCUCCUGUUGAGUGGCUUCAUAUUUACACUGAUGGUUCCCUUUUGGAUUUCACCCAGGGUGCUAUUACUGGCAUCUUCUGUGAUCUGUUUUCCUUUUAUCAAUAUGUUGGCUCUCAUACAACCCAUUUUGAUGGUGAAGUCGAGGCCAUCAGUUAA